Messenger RNA from Colias croceus (clouded yellow), 1205 nucleotides. Its product is annotated as 28 kDa heat- and acid-stable phosphoprotein. The coding region runs from base 158 to 676 and encodes 172 amino acids. Gene Ontology annotation, molecular function: RNA binding. The record is from RefSeq and is a predicted model, not a curated record. Gene Ontology annotation, cellular component: cytosol. Lineage: Eukaryota; Metazoa; Arthropoda; Insecta; Lepidoptera; Pieridae. The transcript has 6 exons.
UGUUCUAUUCGGAAUCGUCAUUCGUCAAUCGUUUUAAUUUUUGACGUCAAAGUUAAAUUCGUCCAAAAUUUAAUCAUCCUUUUAUUUUUAAUAAUUAACAAAUAAACUAAAAAUACUUCUAUUAGAUCCUACACCUUGAACCAAAGUUUUCGUCACAAUGCCACGUGGAAAGUAUACCAAUCACAAGGGGCGUAACCGUAAAUUUACCAGCCCAGAAGAGCUAGAAGAACAGCGUAAACAGGAAGAACUGAAAAAAAAAUGGAGAAAGGAACAUGGAGAUGAAAGCUCAAGUGAAGAGGAGUCUGAAGGAAAUAAGUCAGGAUCUGGCAGCAGUGAUGAAAGCGAUUCUGAUGAUGGGGCCCCAGCAAAAGCAAAAGGUGUAUCUGCUUUGAUAGAAGUUGAGAACCCUAACCGAGUAGUUAAAAAGAAUAAGAAAUUAUCAAAUUUGGACAAUCUUGGUGAAGGAGAGAAACCUCAACUAUCAAGGCGUGAACGCGAAGAAAUAGAACGGCAGCGGGCCGCGGCCGCGUAUCAGAAAGCGCACGCGGAAGGCAAAACCGACCAGGCAAGGGCAGAUCUUGCCAGGCUCGCGAUUAUUCGCCAGCAGCGGGAGGAGGCUGCCAAGCGACGCGAGGCUGAGAAGAAAGCUAAGGAGGAGACUACGAAGAAGAAGUAAGGUAGACAUCUACUCGGGACUUGAGUGUGGAAACCACCAUUUUUGGUUCUUUGUGAUCAUUCAGUGAUCAGAUGACUUAAAAUUACUCAAUGAAUAUUUAUUAUACCUUCGUCUAUGACCAACAGUAAACAAAUCACACUUCAAAAUGUUCAAUAACUAUAAUUUUAUUUUAUUACAUAUUAUGUACCAAUCUCUUGGUAUUGGAAGUUGUUCGUAUUGAUUAAAUAGAUAAUUGAAUGUGCAAUGCAAUAUGGACACUUCCAAUGAAAAUAUAUUUUAAGAAAACAAGAUUUUUUGGAUUUGUACGAGGAAGUGAUUAGUUUUUUUAAUUAUUUUCAAUAACCGCUUUGCCAUAAUCUUAUACUGUAACAUAUAUUUGGACAAUUUGCAUGUAAAAUUAUAUUAAAUAAAAUAUAUAAAGCUGUUCAAACAUUCUUGAUGAUUUUAUUGGAUUUAUUAUGUUAACGUACCUUGAAAUUUUACCCUGUGUUCAGUAAAAUUUUAAUAAUUGUACGCGAUAUGAAAUGAU